UCAAGGCGCGUAUGGUCGGCUACUAUAACCUGAGCUAAUGCGCAUGCUUCAGAAAAUACCACGCUCACUGAUUGUUAUAUUUACGAUAAACCAGGAAAGAGCGAUACAAACGCAAAUAUGGGUCGCAAGAUACCGGCGAAGAAACACCGAGGUAUCAAGGAUCCCGAAAAACAGCGUGCCAAGCGCUUAGCAGAGUUAGAGUCGCGUACAAAUGCGGCACCAAAGGACACGGAUGAGCAGGCAAUCCCGAAGAGUCUCGAACACGUAAUCAAAUUAAAGGAAGCUGCAAAGAGUAAUAAUGGCAUUCUAAAAAGAAAGCGAAAGAAGAAGAACGCGCUCAUCUGCGUAGGUCAGCAACAUCCUAAACUAAGUUUACAUCCAAAAGCAAAGCCAGAGAAAAUUGUACCGGUGUUUCAGCAGCGAGUAGAUGAAUCUGGUGAACAAUUUUUGCACAGAGUUUCCAGGGACACACAUGCCUUUCUCAAGGAGACUGCAUUUGAGAAGAAGUAUGGUGUCCAGAUUGAACGGAACUCUGAAACUGGUCAAAUCCAGGGUCUAACAAAGUGCAAACGCGAAAAGGACGAUGUAGAAAUGUUGCGAGCCAAACAUAAAAACAUCAAGAAAAAAAAGAAGACGACUGAGAGCCCUUUAACCAAGAGCGAGAAACGAAAGCUGAAGUUGCAAUUGAAGAAAGAAAAAAAAGUAGAGGAUAUUGACGAGUUUAAAAAUUUGCGAGACAAGGUUGCCUUUAAUGAAGUAGUUCAUGAACCUCCAAAGUUAAAUAUCAAAUCGAAGAAAAUUAAUGAAGAGAGAAAACCGAAGAAUUUGUUGCUUAAUUCGCUAUUGGAAAAUUCUAAGCCUUCUUCCAUUUCCAAAGUGAUUGAUCGAUCUGGAAAGAGGAAAAACUUACCUGUGAUAGAGAGAAGAAAACUGGAGAAACAACAGAACGAAGCUAUUGCUGCCUACAGACAACUGAAAUCCGAGCGAUUGGCUAAUAGAAGCUGCUAGGAGAAUUACAAUGGGGUCUUCUUUGCUAGAAAAAUGUAAGCGAUAAUGAUUUUCAAUUGCAACAUUUGGAUCCAAUUUAACCCGUGGUCCAGACAAAAGGUUCAAGUCUCUCUUCUAUCGGUAACAGAUUGUUGAGUGUCUCUAGGCUCUCGAGAGUUUGAUUAAGAAGCGAGUGGCAUCUGGUGAGUUGGCGGCUGAGUUCGUGUAUCUUGUUCAGCUGUUCGGCGAAUCUAGCAAACUUCUUCUGCCGAUCAACAGCAAAAUUCAACGUCUUAACGAAUUCCGCUUCUAUAUUAGUGCACAGAGUGACUUGUUCCGCGGCUGUUGUCUGCGCGUUCGUAUUAAGAUGAUGUUGAUAACGCGCGCAAAGGUUGAAUAGGCCAACGGGAUCAAGUCUCUCCAGGACUUCGGGAUCGCGCACACCCGGCGGAUCUGCUUGAGCUGGCUUCACCACCACAAUAUUAUGAAUCUUAUUAUCCGAUGUAUUAGUCUUUGUGUGUCUGAUAGAGGAAUAGAAAAAAGAUUAAAUUGAUAAAAUGCUAUAUUAGAUUGAUAUAUAAGAUAUAGUAUUCCUAAAAUUUUAAUUCUAUGAGACAUUUAAUAAAAUAAAUCUAGUCUAGUAAUAAAGUAUUACAUAUUGUUUGCAUAUAUGUUAAAGGGGCAUAGUUUUUUUAUAUGCAUGAGAAAAUAAAAUUGAGAAUGUUAUUUGGCAAUAUGUGAAAUUUAUUGUUGUUUUUUAAUUAUAUAUUCGAUG
Molecule: messenger RNA, 1762 nt
Organism: Formica exsecta
Lineage: Eukaryota; Metazoa; Arthropoda; Insecta; Hymenoptera; Formicidae
Exons: 4
Coding region: 118-1008 (296 amino acids)
Source: RefSeq, a predicted model, not a curated record